Messenger RNA from Triplophysa rosa, 2930 nucleotides. RefSeq names its product keratinocyte differentiation factor 1b (gene kdf1b). The coding region runs from base 313 to 1305 and encodes 330 amino acids. The record is from RefSeq and is a predicted model, not a curated record. The transcript has 4 exons. Gene Ontology annotation, cellular component: cell junction. Lineage: Eukaryota; Metazoa; Chordata; Actinopteri; Cypriniformes; Nemacheilidae. Gene Ontology annotation, biological process: regulation of epidermal cell division; keratinocyte development.
UGUUGACUCAGGUAGAUUUCCAAGUUUUCAUUUUGGCAGAAGGGCGACAAGAAUGAAGAUCAGUCGGCUGCCGGAUCACUCUUUCUUAUAGCCUUUUGCAUUUUGUAAACGAGACUGUGACGAAUAAAUCGCAAUUUAUUGGAAUAACAGUGAAAUCUUGGUUAAACAACUUUGAUCUUUCCGGACUUCCGGAAGAAGAGUGAAACCGUCAGACUGCGACAUUUCCUCCAUAUGUUACCCUGAGGCUUCAGGCCACUGACAGUAAUUGUAAAAGCAGUCGCCAUAGGUCAGUCUGGGCCGAGGGUUGACCAUAUGGAGAACAACUCAUCCUAUGUCAGUGCUCCCAUUGAGGAAGGUCCAUACCAAGAACGUUCUGUUGACCCAGUGGAAUUUGUGAUCCAGCCCCCUAGAGUGUGUCACAAGGUCAAUCACAAGGAUGCCAAUGGUAACACCACCGGGCCGGAGACUGUCCGCUUUCUUCCUGCCAAAAAAGAGCCCGUGUCAAGGACGUGCAUGUGUGGGCCUUGCGCAUCUGUGACUAGCUGCAGGAAACUCUUUUGUAGUGUAUUGACUUGUGGACUGUAUCGUGUAUGCCAGCGUUUGCCCUGUCUGAUUUCGGGCGACAGCUCAGCUGUCAACACACAGGAGGAUGACCCUUCAGACUCUGCAGAAGUUAACAGUCGCUUUUAUCCUGACGUCCGUAUUGGUGGCGUACAGGUAGACGCCUCAAUCAUUAAUGAAGUAGAGGAGAAUGUCUUUCUCAGUUCCAAAAUUGAGAUGGACAGUUCAAUCUACAUCAGAAACUUACCGGAAGACUUCAUCGAUGGCGAUGAAGCAGAGAAUGUGGACAGACUCAUCACUCAGAAGCUUAUGGAGGUCUUCUCUGAGUUUGAGAUCAAUGAGCUUGCUAAAUGCACCUCGGACUCUAUGUUCUUGCGGCGUUCGCGAGAGAUUAGUCAGCUGAUCUCGGAAAUCGUGCAGGAGCACAAAAUGGAGGAGCAGGAGGCUGAGUGCAGGCUGGUGCGUGAGAUCAUUCGCAUCAGUACACGUAAGAGCAAGAAAAAGCCGCAGAUCAGAAAGGAGCCGCAGCGAGACAGUGGCAAUGAAACCUGGAACAGUAAAAGAAACAGCAGCUUCAAUUCCAUCAGUGAUGGGAAGCUGCAAAUUUCACUGGAGAGAUCUGAUGAUAUUGAGGCCAGGAAGUUACGCAACAACAGUAAGCAGGCUUACUCUGCCAGUUUCCAGGAAACAGGUGUGCCGGUCACACCUGACACACCUUUACUAACCAGCAGCAUACAUGCUUGAGAAACUCCUUUCCAAGUGAACAUAAGUUCCAUUCCAAACCGUCCAUAAACCAUCUUCUGUUUUAUAGUUAUAUCUUAAUUCAUUUUUUAAAGUAUACUCUUAGAAGCUGUGAUUCCACAAGCAGUCAUUGGGGUUUGGUUUUUAGGUAGACACAAUUGUAUUCUUCUGUUUAAAUAUUUCUGUAUGAUGUGUAUUGGCAUGCACUGUCCAGCAGACAUUUGGAAGCAACUGACUUUGAAGAAGGACGAACAGUUGCUGAGUAUGAAGAAUAAUAAACAGUUUCUGCCCGGUUGCAUGAAAGCCCAUAGGUGAGGGUUUUCCUGAGGGGGGAAAUCCCUUCCCUUCCAUUUAAAAGCAUUGCAACAAAGGUCUUAAUCGUCACCCAAGUGUUUAUACUUAGCAUUUCACAAUAAUUCCUUUCAGAACACUGCAAGAAAGAAGCGGUUGCCGUAGUUACGCUAUAAAACAUACAUACCAUUGACUUUAAUAAACCACAAAUUUAACAAUACAGCUACUAAAACAUUUGAGUUGUGGACAAUAUUAACAGUACAGUAAAAAAACUAAAGACGCUAAAUAUAUUGUUUUAGAUAAAUACGCAAAAAGAAAAAAAAACAUCCCUCUAAAUCCGCUAUAACGCAUCAAACUGAUAUUUUUUCAAUAGUUUCGUAUCAUUAGUCUCAUUUUAUUUUUGAAAUAGCGUCAUAACUUUAUCCAUUUCAGUGAACAUGAUAUCAUUCAUUGCAUUUGAAACUUAAGGGAACUGUAUUGUUAGAAUAGGGACCAAUUCUCAAUAUUAACUAACUAUUUACUACGACUUUUUUCUCAAUAAACUUCUAAUUACUGCUGAUAAGGUAGUUUUUAGGUUUUGUUAUUGGGUAGGAUUAAGUGAUGUAGAAUAAGGUAAUGCAGAAUAAGGCAUUACUAUGUGCUUUAUACAUACUAAUAUACAGCCAAUAUGCAUGCUAAUAAGCAAGUAGUUAAUGAUGAAUUUGUGUACCUAAAUAUAAAGUUUAACCAAAAAAGUAACUUAAAGACUUUGUUGCAAUGCAUAACAGAACUUAAGGGAACAUUUUAACAGUUAAUGGUAAAUACUUAUUGACAGCCUUAAGGUUUCCUUAAGUGAACGCUUUUUCUUGCAACCCCGGGCACUGACCUCUUUAUACGCAAAUCGAGCCAUAAUUGAGAUAAAAUUGUCAUAUUUUACCACACACUAUGCCAACCACAAAAUUAGCCUGUUCAUGAAGAUUAAGCAUUCUUACAUUGUGACAUUAUUUUAAUGAAGUUUAAUCACAUUUACAUUUAUGCAUUUGGCAGACGCUUUUAUCCGUAGCGACUUGCAUUGCAUUGUACUAUACAUUUCUUUAAAGGUGCAGUAAGUAAUUUCUGAGAAAUUCUGUUGUUAUUUAAAACCAAUGCCCUUACAAACACAACCCUGUCUUCAUUGCUCUGCCCUCGAAGUAAUGAACAAUUGCUGACUCUCUCUCCUCCAUCAUAUGCAUAUACAUAUUGCUGAUUUGCUACGAAUGUAUGUGUGUAUUCACUUAAUUUCGCUUCAGUUUAAAACAAUUUUUCAACUUGCAUAAUGGACAUGUAAAUGCUAAUAAAAUUGUUUGUUUAUGUGUUCA